AUGCCCAAAACUGAUCUCGGUGAUGUUUGUGGACGCUAUUUAUCCUCGCGUCUGUCAAAACGUACAGAUUCAUCAUUAUCAAGUGAUCAACAAUUAAUAAAACAUUUUUUGAACCACGAAUUUGUAACUACUGAACAUAAAGGAAAUACAAUAUUAAAACAGGAACUCUUUUUAAAACCUUAUACCAAGACUCCACUAGAUCAAUUACGUCAAAAUUAUAAAAUCAACCAACGUGAUAAUAGUGACAAUAGAAAUAAUAUAGUCAUGCCGGCUAAUAAUGAUGUUCUAUUAACUACGUUUAAUAAUAAUACAACGAAUGGCACUAAUGGUACCAAUUCAAAUCAUCAAUAUUGUUCAACAUAUGUCUCAUGUAGUAAUGGUAAUCAUUCAACAUCGCCACCUUCUGAAACGUCCUCGUUAUCGUCAUCGUCAUCGUCGUCAUCAUCAUCUUCUUCUUCUUCUUCUUCAAUGUCAAAUAGUAGUUCAUCGUUAAUGAUGAAUUGGGAAUUAUUAAAAGAUCGCGGUUCCGGUUUAGUUAAUCUUGGCAAUACAUGUUUUAUAAAUGCAUCAUUACAAUGUUUAGCUAAUACUCCUCCACUGGUUCAAUGGCUUUUAUGUAAUUCUCAUUCUCAAUGUUGUCGUGUUAAAUUAGAAAAACAAUUCUGUUUAUUUUGUGAAGCUGAGCGUAUUGUUAGAUUGAUUCAUUCAAAAAAUUCCAAUUCAUCCUUUUCAUCGUCAGUUGGUGCUGCUAAUCCAAAUAAUAUUGUUCGCCGUAUUAAAGAUAUUUCAACUACAUUUAAAAUUGGUCGUCAAGAAGAUGCUAGCGAAUUUCUUAUUUGUUUAAUUGAUAAAAUUGUUGAUGCAUCACUUCGUUCAUCUCAACCGCCAGAACGUUUACGUCCAUCAUCUGGUACAUCUUAUGAACAAUUAUGUCAUUCUCAAACAAUAUUUCAUGAUUUAUUCGGUCUUGUUUUACGUUCACGUGUUGUAUGUUCACGUUGUCGUCAUACAUCAGAUACAUUUGAAGUACAAUAUACAUGGAUUGUUGGCGUACGUAAUCAUACUGAUUUGAGACAAUCGUUACAACAAUUUGUUUGCCGUGAAACAUUAUCAGGAGAAAAUCUAUAUCGUUGCAUUAAAUGUAAACAAUUAGUACAGGCUAUUAAACGAUAUACACUACAUAAAGCAUCAAAGAUUUUAUUAAUUAAUCUAAAACGUUUCGAAUUUGGAAAAAAUUCACAUAAACUAUCACAUCUUGUUCGUUAUCCUGAAUAUUUAAAUGUUACUCCAUACAUGAGCGAUGAAAGUUCUAAUGAUGAAUCAUUGAAUUAUCGUUUGUAUGCGGUUUUAGUUCACGUUGGAUCAUCUAUGCAUUCAGGACAUUAUUUUUCAUAUGUACGUUCACCAAAUAAUCGUUGGAAUAAAGCUGAUGAUAUAACAAUGACACAAUGUGAUUUAAGUCAAGUUUUAGCGCAACAUGGUGCCUAUAUUUUAUGUUAUAUUAAAGAAACAUCAUCAACAAAUACUACAAUAAAUGGUUCUUUAACAACAACAAAUAUAUCAUCAUCAUCGUCAGCGUCGUCGUCAACAACGACUACACAAACAACAACUAGUAAACUUGUCUAUCAAAAUGGAAAAUUGAAUAACAGUGAACAACAGCAAACAGCAACAAAUAAUGUAACGUUCUUUACACCACGUCAAGUUCCCGUACAAAAUCUUCCUAAACAAAUUAAUGGGCAAAAUGGAAAUCUGAAAACAAUGUCCUCAUCUUUGACAAAACCUACUAUUGUAACAUCUAAUUCAGAAUUAACUAAUGGUGGUAGUGCUUUGUCAACUGAAAAACGAGCACCAAUCGUAAUGCGCAUUCCAACUCUGAGUUUUCUAUCAAAUAGGCCGGUUCCACUACAAGAUAAAUCAAUCACAGAUCCACAUUCAAAUUUAACAACAUCUCUCUCUUCCAAACUUGUUAAUAAAUCAAAUUCAAACCCGAUUGUUCUAUCAACAACAAAGAAUAGUAAUUAUACGAUAUCUCCAACAACUUCAUUAUCAACUGUACAAUCGACUUCAUCGCCAUUAAAGUUAAUAAUAAAAGCUUCGGGACCAUCUCCAACACUCAAUGGACUUGCAUCUAUUUCGAAAUCAUAUAAUCAUUAUGAUGAUGAUGAUGAUGAUGACGAUGACGUUGAUGACGAAUAUAAUGAUGAUUCAUCUGAUUUGCAACAACCAGCAACGAAAAAACAACGGACUGAUGAAUCGAAAAUCUCGCCAUCUAUACCACUACUUCCUUGUUCAUCGUCUGCUCCCACUUCUACUCACACUUCGGUUCCUACUUCUAUCUCUUCUCGAACGAAAUCGAUGGAUGAACAAUCUAAUCAUUCAUCAUCAUCGACAACGAAACAUAAGAGGAAGAGGAAAAAGAAGAAAUCUCAUAACCAUCAACAUCAUCACCAUCACAAAACUCAUCAUCAUCAUCAUCAUCGCAAACGAUCUCGACGAGAUAGUAGUCGUCGAAGUCCAUCGCGUUCACCCGUUUUUUCAUCACCAUCACAAUUAAAUUCAUCACCAUCCUCAGUAACUGAUGAUCAGCAUCGGCGACAUCGAAAACGUAAGAAACAUCAUCGUCACAAACGAUAUAGUUCACCAUCAUCAUCGCGCGAACCUUUGUGA
Messenger RNA from Rotaria socialis, 2667 nucleotides. NCBI's taxonomy places the organism in Eukaryota, Metazoa, Rotifera, Eurotatoria, Philodinida, Philodinidae. The record is from the annotation of a GenBank genome assembly.